CAUAAACACAGCCUAUGGGGGGGCUUUGUGUGUCUCCAAACAAACAAAACAGGAAAAAAAAAAAAAAAAAGCCGGAAAAGUCACGUGACCGCGCGCAGGAGUUCAAGAUGGAGACUGAGCGAUUUUGGUGUCUUCACUGUUAGCUAGCUGUUUACUAAUAACAAACAAUAACAGCGGACUACCACCACGUUUUUUUUAACGCUGACAGUAUAGAUUUAUAACCCCAGCCCUGAGAUGUGCAUUUGGCAGCUUUUGGCCACGAUGAGGUAAAGUUAUUUGUAAACAAAAGACCACCUGAAGAAUAUUCAACAUAAAGAGGUAGCCAGAGGAGAAAACUGUCAAUGCUCUUCAUCAUAAAGUCAUCUUGAGAGAGAGAGAGAGGAGAUCGAGAUGGCCCUGAGAGAGUUGAAGGUUUGUCUCCUGGGGGACACUGGCGUUGGAAAAUCCAGUAUUGUUUGGAGAUUUGUGGAGGACAGCUUUGACCCAAACAUCAACCCAACAAUUGGGGCUUCCUUCAUGACCAAGACGGUGCAAUACCAGAAUGAGCUGCACAAGUUCCUGAUCUGGGACACAGCAGGACAGGAGCGGUUUCGUGCCCUGGCACCGAUGUACUACAGAGGUUCAGCUGCGGCCAUCAUCGUUUAUGACAUCACAAAAGAGGAAUCCUUCCAAACACUGAAGAACUGGGUGAAGGAGCUGCGACAGCACGGCCCCCCUAAUAUUGUGGUUGCCAUCGCUGGCAACAAAUGUGACCUUUUAGACGCAAGGGAAGUGCCAGAGAAGGAUGCCAAGGACUAUGCUGACUCCAUUCAUGCCAUCUUCGUAGAAACCAGCGCCAAGAACGCCAUUAACAUCAACGAGGUGUUUAUAGAGAUAAGUAAGCGGAUCCCUGUUGCAGAAGCAGCAGGAGGAACAUCAGGAAAAGCUUUCAAACUGGGACGACAGGCUUCAGAGUCUCGCAGGACGUGCUGCUGAUGCUGAUGCUGGUGACUGUCUCCCCCCCCCCC
This is a messenger RNA of Labrus bergylta (ballan wrasse), 1007 nucleotides long. It is a transcript of the gene rab22a, whose product is annotated as RAB22A, member RAS oncogene family. Gene Ontology annotation, biological process: vesicle-mediated transport. Gene Ontology annotation, molecular function: GTPase activity; GTP binding. The record is from RefSeq and is a predicted model, not a curated record. Lineage: Eukaryota; Metazoa; Chordata; Actinopteri; Labriformes; Labridae.